This is a messenger RNA of Nerophis lumbriciformis (worm pipefish), 1756 nucleotides long. RefSeq names its product pre-mRNA splicing tri-snRNP complex factor PRPF4 (gene prpf4). The record is from RefSeq and is a predicted model, not a curated record. Gene Ontology annotation, cellular component: U4/U6 x U5 tri-snRNP complex. Gene Ontology annotation, biological process: mRNA splicing, via spliceosome. Lineage: Eukaryota; Metazoa; Chordata; Actinopteri; Syngnathiformes; Syngnathidae. Gene Ontology annotation, molecular function: U4 snRNA binding; protein binding; U6 snRNA binding.
GGAUUUUUUGGAGCGUCCAACGCUUCUUGCGGGGAGAGUGACCUUUGACCCGGAAAAGGAUGUUCUAUAUACAUCCGGGUCACUUGAGAACCAGGUCGCCUGCCACACGAUCGGCGCGAAUUGCUUUUCUUCAAUCUUUUAGGCUUUUUCAAGACUCACCAUGUCAGACGAUGAGGAUUUGGUUCCGGCCCCAAAGAAAAGUCGCGUUUUCUAUGGAAGCCUGGAGGAAAAAGAGCGCGAACGCCUGAAGGCUGAGACAUUGAGCGGAUUUGCGACGGGAAAUGAUGCCGUGAAGGCGGGAAUCGAGGCGGGAAACAUAAACAUCUCGUCUUGUGAAACUCUGGACCUGGAGGAGCAUGUCAAUGAGCGACAGCAAGAAGCGCUCGCAGAAUUUGAGCGGCGGCGGCGAGCGCGACAGAUCACAGUUUCCACAGACGACACAGAGGUCAAGGCAGGACUCAGGAUGCUCUCAGAGCCCAUCACUUUGUUUGGGGAGGGGCCAGCUGACCGACGGGAGAGGCUACGUGGUAUUUUGUCUGUGAUCGGUCCAGACGCUCUAAAGAAGUCCAGGAGAGAUGACGACCGAUCCAAGCGAUCGCAGGACGAGUGUCACCAGACAUGGUACCACGAAGGGCCCGCCCCCCUCAAGGAUGCUCGUCUUUGGUUGGCCCGCUACUCUCUGCCCAGGGCUAUUAAGCGUCUGGAUGCGGCCAGGGCCCAGAAGGAUAUGUGUGAGGCAGCCAGAACCGUCCGACAACAAGAGCUCCACAAGACCCUGAGAUACUUGAACAACUUCUGCAGUCAAAUCGGCGACGAUCGACCGAUCAGCUUCUGCCACUUUAGUCCCGACUCCAAAAUGCUGGCUACGGCCUCUUGGAGCGGUUUGUGUAAGCUGUGGUCCGUCCCUGACUGCACCCCGAUUCGCACACUAAGAGGUCACAACACCAACGUGGGAGCAGUGGUUUUCCGUCCGCAGGCCGGAGUGUCUCUCGACCAAUCAGAUGUCAGUUUGGCCUCUUGUGCUGCAGAUGGAUCAGUGAAGCUUUGGAACCUGGAAAGUGACGAGCCAGUGGCGGACAUCGAGGGUCACAGUGAGCGAGUGUCCCGCGUUUGUUGGCAUCCGUCCGGAAGGUUCCUGGGAACUACAUGCUACGACCAUUCAUGGCGUCUUUGGGAUCUGGAAGUUCAGGAGGAGAUUCUUCAUCAAGAAGGACACAGUAAAGGAGUUCAUGACAUCCAUUUUCAUCCUGAUGGAUCACUGGCUGCUACUGGUGGACUGGAUUCCUUUGGGAGAGUUUGGGAUCUUCGCACAGGACGCUGUGUUGUCUUCCUUGAAGGACACCUAAAAGAGAUCUACAGCGUGCACUUCUCACCUAACGGCUACCACCUAGCAACAGGAAGUGGAGACAACACCUGUAAGGUUUGGGAUCUGAGGAACAGGAAGUGUCUGUACACAGUCCCCGCCCACCAGAACCUGUUGUCAGGUGUCCGAUUCCAGCCAACAGACGGCCACUUCCUGUUGACGUGCGCAUAUGACAACAUGGCAAAGGUUUGGAGUCAUCCUGGUUGGAUGCCGCUGAAGACCCUGGCAGGACACGAGGGAAAGGUGAUGGGCGUGGACGUGUCACCCGAUGGCAAACUGAUCGCCACGUGCUCCUACGACAGAACUUUUAAACUUUGGGUGUCUGAGUGAUUUAAUCUCAUUGUUUUUUUUUUUAUAAUAAAAUGUGGCUUUUGUCCAUGUGUUCUCGAGCAA